CCUCCUCCUUCUUCGCCGCCGCCGCCGUCGCUGCCCCUUUCCCGGCCGGCGGCUGCCGCUGCUGGUGCCGCCGACAGCGCCGCCGCCUCGGAGCCGCGAGCCGAGCGGAGGCCGCCGCGGAGCGCGAGCGCUGCCCGCCCCGCCGCCCCGCCGGCCGCUCCAGGGCCGGGCCGGCUCGGCCGGCGCCCCCCGCGCCCCCCAGCCCGCCCGCCCCCGCGGGCCCGGCCUGGCGCGGCCGCCCGCCGCGGCGCUCCUCCUCCUCCUCCUCCGGCGGCCCGCGGCCCGCCGCCUUCUCUGCCCGUCGCCCCGCGCCCCUCGCCGCGCCGCCACCCUCGGCGCCCCGCGGCGCCCCCCGCUCCCGCCCGCCAUGCCCGGCCCGGCCGCGGGCAGCAGGGCCCGGGUCUACGCGGAGGUGAACAGCCUGAGGAGCCGCGAGUACUGGGACUAUGAGGCUCACGUCCCGAGCUGGGGUAAUCAAGAUGAUUACCAGCUGGUUCGGAAACUUGGUCGAGGAAAGUAUAGUGAAGUAUUUGAGGCUAUUAACAUCACCAACAAUGAGAGAGUGGUGGUAAAAAUUCUCAAGCCAGUGAAGAAAAAGAAGAUAAAACGAGAGGUUAAGAUUCUGGAGAACCUUCGUGGUGGAACAAAUAUCAUUAAGCUGAUUGACACUGUGAAGGAUCCUGUGUCAAAGACACCAGCUUUGGUAUUUGAAUAUAUCAAUAAUACAGAUUUUAAGCAACUGUACCAGAUCCUGACAGACUUUGAUAUCCGGUUUUAUAUGUAUGAACUACUUAAAGCUCUGGAUUACUGCCACAGCAAGGGAAUCAUGCACAGGGAUGUGAAACCUCACAAUGUCAUGAUAGAUCACCAGCAGAAAAAGCUGCGACUGAUAGACUGGGGUCUGGCGGAAUUCUAUCAUCCCGCCCAGGAGUACAAUGUCCGAGUGGCCUCCAGGUACUUCAAGGGACCAGAGCUCCUUGUGGACUAUCAGAUGUAUGAUUAUAGCUUGGAUAUGUGGAGUUUGGGCUGUAUGUUAGCGAGCAUGAUCUUUCGAAAGGAGCCCUUCUUUCAUGGACAGGAUAACUAUGACCAGCUCGUUCGCAUUGCCAAGGUUCUGGGUACAGAUGAGCUGUAUGGGUAUCUGAAGAAGUAUCACAUAGACCUAGAUCCGCACUUCAACGAUAUUCUGGGACAACAUUCACGGAAACGCUGGGAAAAUUUCAUCCAUAGUGAGAACAGACACCUCGUCAGCCCUGAGGCCCUAGAUCUUCUGGACAAGCUUCUGCGAUACGACCAUCAACAGAGACUGACCGCCAAAGAGGCCAUGGAGCACCCGUACUUCUACCCCGUGGUGAAGGAGCAGUCCCAGCCUUGUGCAGAUAACGCUGUACUUUCCAGUGGUCUCACGGCGGCCCGAUGAAGACUGGAAAGCGACGGGUCUGUUGCUGUUCCUCCCACUUUUCCAUAAGCAGAACAAGAACCAAAUCAAACGUCUUAACGUGUGUAGAGAGAUCACGUUCCGUGAGCAGACACAAAACGGUGGCGGGUUUGGCGAGCACGAACUAGACCAACCGAAGGGCAGCCCACCACCGUAUGUCAAACCUCACUUCCGAAUGUAAAAGGUUCUCACACCUUUGGCUUCCUGUUGACUUCCUCCUGACCCAGAAAGCAUGGGAAAUGUGAAGGGUAUGCGAAAUGGUUGUUGGUUACUGUUGCUCCCCCGUGCCCCUGGUUCGUCCCGUGGCCACCUGUUUUUCCAGCAAACCACGUUAACCAGCCAACCACAGACUCCAGUGGGGGCACGGGGCGUAUAUGGCAUGACGGGCAGUUACAUAUUAUAAUUUUAAAAGUAUAUAUUAUUGAAUAAAAGGUUUUAAAAGAAA
Molecule: messenger RNA, 1883 nt
Organism: Cervus elaphus (red deer)
Lineage: Eukaryota; Metazoa; Chordata; Mammalia; Artiodactyla; Cervidae
Gene: CSNK2A2
Product: casein kinase 2 alpha 2
Exons: 12
Coding region: 368-1420 (350 amino acids)
Biological process (GO): regulation of chromosome separation; protein phosphorylation
Cellular component (GO): nucleus; cytosol; protein kinase CK2 complex
Molecular function (GO): protein serine/threonine kinase activity; ATP binding
Source: RefSeq, a predicted model, not a curated record